Stylophora pistillata is the source of this 2005-nucleotide messenger RNA. Its product is annotated as CD151 antigen. Gene Ontology annotation, cellular component: plasma membrane. The record is from RefSeq and is a predicted model, not a curated record. Lineage: Eukaryota; Metazoa; Cnidaria; Anthozoa; Scleractinia; Pocilloporidae.
UUCAAUUAGUUCGGAUUGACGAUGGUGCCUGCUGACUUCUCCGACUGGAGGAAUAUUGAGCUGAAGAACAGAAAAAGAAGAAGAUGCUGUAGUGUAAGAUGCCUCAAAGCGCCAAUGCACAUGUUUACAUUCUUUUAUUGGUUGAGUGGCGUGGCUCUGGUGGUAGUGGGAGCCUGGACACUAUUGUUUGAGAGCCGUUAUAAUGUGCUUCUGGGAAGCUCGUGGUUUCUAAUAAUAGUCGGUCUUAUGAUUGGUACUGGAGGUCUCAUCAUGAUUGUAUGCAUCUGUGGCUGCUAUGGGAUUGUCAAAGAACACAGAUACUCGCUUAUUUCGUUUCUGAUCUUGUUGACGUUAAUCUUUAUAAUCGAAUGCUCAAUUGGAGUUACAGCAUUCGUACACCGAUCUUACAUUGAAGAGAAUUUAGAUAAAUCCGCACUUGAUAGAAUGAAUGAGUAUGGUAGCUCAGAUGAUGUUAAGGAUUCUUUUGACGAUCUUCAGCAAAGGCACAUGUGUUGUGGCAGUAGUAGCUAUUCAUCGUGGAACAACUCUACUUGGAAACAGAUGCCUGAGAACCAGAAUUUGUCAGUGCCGAAUUCGUGUUGCAAGACAAUUACACCUGCCUGUGGAAAGAGGGACCACCCCUCCAAUAUUUACCAUGAGGGCUGCAUUUCAAAGUUAAGCGUGUUCUUCCGGGACCAUGUUUUUGUUCUGGGAUUCAUAGCAUUGGUUUUAAGCGCUAUCCAGUUAACUGGGAUCAUUCUCUCCUCGUGUAUGAUCCGCCUGGUGGAAUAUUAGUGAAUGGUUUAAAACUAAUAGCCUCAUGUACCAUGGAUACCAGAGUAAGCGAGAAUCGAUUAAAUCAUUUACAGAACGGCUGCGAUGUCAACUUCAAUUAACUAUUCAACCGCCUUCAAGAACUGAAAUAUUUACCAAGAUAACGAAGACUGAUCGUGACUAUGUACUCAGUUCCUCUGGCAGACAGAGGAGUGAGGGAGGGUGAGACUUAAUGAGUUGAAAGCUUCAGUGCAAAAGGCUGAGUGACCACUGUGGGCACGACUUCCUUCAAAAUGGUUUGGUCUCAUAAAGUCAAGUUUAAAGCCAUCAUCAUCAUCAUUGCCAUCCUAGCCAUGUGUAUCCGAGUUUGAGCGUAGAUCAUCAUUAUAAUCGACAGCUUCAACUGAACACGAUUCUGUGUCACUCUUAUUUCUUUCAUCUCAGUUUCCACACCUCUGCCUCGUGUAUAUGCUAACGAUUUAGCGUAUUGUGUCGUCCAAAAGGUUAACACUUGACGUUGAAGUUCAUGUUAAAUCUUCCCUAGAUCAGUACACAAGGCUACCCCAACCUUCAAUUGUGUUUCGGUUCAUGUUGAAUCUUCCCUAGAUCAAUACACAAGGCUACCCCAAUCUUCAAUUGUGUUUCGGAUUAAGACGCAUACUGUGUGAAAGAGAACAUGUUGUUUAGUCUUGCGAGCCCGGCUUAUGGCUUAUCCUAAUGUCUGUCACAUGAGGUUACAUGGAGUAUGGUUACUCCUCCAGGACAGGGAGGCCACUCCAUCCCGGCUCCUUGUCAAGUCUUCUUGAAAGUUUGCCGGCGCUCAUUUAUAUCCCUCUGGAAGACAAGGGCCGGGCACUUUGGGAGUUCAAACAAUAACCACAAGCUUAAUAACCACUUCAUUUACUUUAUAUACUUUGACUUUAAUAACUCAUAAUAUGUGGAUUAAGACCUCGCUGAAGGGUAGACAUGUCUUGAAUUUCCUCUUUUAAAUGAACAAGCAAGAGGUGACAUGCACUGACGGACAUGUGUUGUGAAAAUAAAGAGCUGUAAUUUCUUGUUGACCUGAUCCUUCAGGGUAACUGAGAAGGAAUACGGCAGUGGUAGUAUCCCAUGUAAUUAAGGCACUGGACACAGUCAUGCUUAUAGGCUGAGGAGAGCGUUGAGACAAUCGAGAAUAAACCUUUCGGUUUCGUUUCGAUUAAAGCUGGCCAAUGGGCGUACUUCGUCAGUG